UUGCUAGAAGGCCUUUCUGUCUAUGAACGCCGGCCCUCCAGAUGUGCGCUAACAGCCGGCCUUUUUCUCGUCUCUCCACAGAUGCAGCAGCUCUUCUACGAAAACUACGAGCCGAACAAGAAGGGCUACAUCCGCGAGCUGCACAACAGCAAGAUCCACCGGGCCAUCACGCUGCACCCCAACAAGAACCCGCCCUACCAGUACCGGCUGCACAGCUACAUGCUCAGCCGCAAGAUCGCCGACCUGCGCCACCGGACCGUCCAGCUGCACCGGGAGAUCGUCCAGAUGGGGCGCUACGGCGCCGCCGAGCCCAGCCGCGAGGACCUGCAGCUGGGUGUGGCGCCGUCCUUCAUGCGCUUCCACCCGCACCAGCGCGAGGACGUCCUGGAGUGGGAGUUCCUGACCGGGAAGUACCUGUUCUCCUCGGCCGCCGACAGCCAGCCGCCCCGCCGGGGCAUGGACUCCUCGCAGAGGCAGGCCCUGGACGACAUCAUCAUGCAGGUGAUGGAGAUGAUCAACGCCAACGCCAAGACCCGGGGCCGGGUCAUCGACUUCAAGGAGAUCCAGUACGGUUACCGGAGGGUCAACCCCCUGUACGGAGCCGAGUACGUGCUGGACCUGCUGCUGCUCUACAAGAAGCACAAGGGCAAGACCAUGACCGUCCCCGUGCGCAGGCACGCCUACCUGCAGCAGACCUUCAGCCAGAUCCAGUUCAGGGAGGAGGAGGAGAUGGACGCCCGGGCCCUGGCCGGCCACAUCAACAAGGAGUCGGACUCACUGUCCUUCCUGUCCAACUCGCUGAAGAUGCUGGUGCCCUUCAAGCUGAGCGGCGGCGGGCAGGAGCCGCGGGAGCCCAAAGAGAGCCGGGUCAACAUCCUGGUGCCGCUGUCGGGCCGCUACGACAUCUUCGUGCGCUUCAUGGCCAACUUCGAGCGCGUGUGCCUGGUGCCCCACCUCAACGUCAAGCUGCUGGUGCUGCUCUUCAGCACCGACAACAACACGGAGCGCGUGCGGCAGGUGGAGCUGAUGCGCGAGUACCACCUGAAGUACCCGCGCGCCGACAUGGAGGUCAGGCCGGUGGCCGGCGCCUUCUCCCGGGCGCUGGCGCUGGAGGUGGGCUCGCGGCACUUCUCCAAUGACUCGCUGCUCUUCUACUGCGACGUGGACCUGCUCUUCACCGGCGACUUCCUCAAGCGCUGCCGGGGCAACGCGGCGCCGGGGGGCCAGGCCUACUUCCCCAUCAUCUUCAGCCAGUACGACCCCAAGGUGGUGUACACGGGGAAGGCGCCCGGCAACAACCACUACGUCUUCACCUCCAAGACGGGCCUGUGGAGGACCUACGGCUUCGGCAUCGUCUGCGUCUACAAGGGGGACCUGGUGCGGGCGGGGGGGUUCGACACCUCCAUCCAGGGCUGGGGGCUGGAGGACGUGGACCUCUACAACAAGUUCGUCCAGGCGGGCGUGGGGCUGUUCCGGAGCACGGACACGGGGAUCGUGCACGUGCACCACCCGGUGGCGUGCGACCCCAACCUGGAGGCCAAGCAGUACAAGAUGUGCCUGGGCUCCAAGGCCUCGUCCUACGGCUCCACCCAGCAGCUGGCCGAGCUGUGGCUGGAGAAGAACGACCACGGCUUCAGGAGGCUGAACGGCUCAGCCAGGACAGCAUGA
Molecule: messenger RNA, 1668 nt
Organism: Menidia menidia (Atlantic silverside)
Lineage: Eukaryota; Metazoa; Chordata; Actinopteri; Atheriniformes; Atherinopsidae
Source: the annotation of a GenBank genome assembly